GCCAUGAUCAAGGCGAUCCUCAUCUUCAACAACCACGGGAAGCCCCGGGUCUCCAAGUUCUACCAGCCCUACAGUGAAGAUACACGGCAGCAGAUCAUCAGGGAGACAUUCCAUUUGGUAUCUAAGAGGGAUGAAAAUGUUUGUAAUUUCCUAGGAGGAUUGUUAAUUGGAGGAUCUGACAACAAACUGAUUUAUAGACAUUACGCAACAUUAUAUUUUGUCUUCUGUGUGGAUUCUUCAGAAAGUGAACUUGCCAUUUUAGAUUUAAUGCAAGUAUUUGUGGAAACAUUAGACAAGUGUUUUGAAAACGUCUGUGAACUGGAUUUAAUUUCCCAUGUAGACAAGGUUCACAAUAUUCUUGCAGAAAUGGUGAUGGGGGGAAUGGUAUUGGAGACCAACAUGAAUGAGAUUGUUACACAAAUUGAUGCACAAAAUAAACUGGAGAAAUCUGAGGCUGGCUUAGCGGGAGCUCCAGCCCGUGCUGUAUCACCUGUAAAGAAUAUGAAUCGUCCUGAGAUCCCAAGAAAUAUUAACAUUGCUGACAUCAGUAUAAAAGUGCCAAACCUGCCCUCUUUUAAAUAA
This is a messenger RNA of Suricata suricatta (meerkat), 582 nucleotides long. Its product is annotated as AP-3 complex subunit sigma-1. The transcript has a single exon. The record is from RefSeq and is a predicted model, not a curated record. Bases 4 to 582 code for a protein of 192 amino acids. Gene Ontology annotation, biological process: Golgi to vacuole transport; intracellular protein transport. Gene Ontology annotation, cellular component: AP-3 adaptor complex; intracellular membrane-bounded organelle; membrane coat. NCBI's taxonomy places the organism in Eukaryota, Metazoa, Chordata, Mammalia, Carnivora, Herpestidae.